ACUAAUUUUUGUGCAAAUAUCGAAAAUAGUGUACUAGUUAGUGAAUUUAGUGAAAAUGAAGUCUGCGAGAUCGAAACCAAAGCUGAACGAAAUGCGAACGCCAGCUAGGAGCAAACAAAACUUAUGCCAGGGAGAAAGGGAUCCUGUACAAGUUUAUUGCCGUUUGCGGCCUAUGCAGCGUGAAAAUGAUACUUCAUGUAUCAAAAUACUGUCUCCAACAACGAUCCUUAUGACGCCGCCAUCCACAGCUAUCAGUUACAGGAACGAAAACAACAAAACAAUGAAAUAUACUUUCAAAGAAGUGUUCCCGCCGGAAACUAAUCAACAAGAUGUGUUCGACAAAGUUGCUUUGCCUCUCUGUGAAGGCUUGCUCAAAGGUAAAAAUGGCUUAUUGUUCACUUAUGGAGUUACUGGUAGCGGUAAAACCUUCACCAUGACAGGCGAACCGAACAAUUGUGGUAUUCUACCAAGAUGCCUCAAUGUCAUAUUCAAAACUAUAAAUGAGCUACAAGCACACAAAUAUAUAUUCAAACCUGAUAAAAUGAACAUGUUCGACAUACAAAGCGAAGCUGAAGCCAUGUUGGAAAGGCAACAGGAAUUACACAAAUUCAAAAGUGGCCGUAAAAAUAAUUCCAACCCAGAUUUGGCAAUGUCUAACAAUGAUUUAACAAAAAUAGAGGGAAUCAAUGAAGACAAUCAAUAUGGUGUAUUUGUAACUUAUGUAGAAGUAUACAAUAAUAGUGUGUUUGAUUUACUUGAAGACGGGCCAUUAAGUAAGAAUUUACCAGUCAAAAUGAUAAGAGAAGACGCAGCACAUAACAUGUAUGUGCAUGGUGUAACGGAGAUUGAAAUUAAAUCUGCAGAGGAAGCAUUUGAAGCUUUCUAUCUUGGUUUAAAGCGGAAGAGAAUGGCUCAUACGACGCUUAAUACAGAAUCCAGUAGGAGCCACUCCAUCUUCACAAUCCGACUUGUGCAGGCACCUGUCGAUGAAAUGGGAGAGGCUGUUAUUCAAAACAAAAAGUUCCUCUCCAUAAGUCAAUUGAGCCUUGUCGAUUUGGCUGGUAGUGAACGAACUAAUAGAACAAAGAACACAGGACAGCGCCUCCGUGAAGCUGGUAAUAUAAAUAAGUCACUAAUGACGCUUCGUACUUGCCUCGAGGUGUUAAGGGAAAAUCAAACUAAUUCUGCUAACAAUAUGGUACCUUAUCGCGAAUCAAAGCUCACUCAUCUAUUCAAAAACUUCUUUGAAGGUGAAGGUCAAGUUAGAAUGGUUGUCUGUGCCAAUCCAAGAGCUGAAGAUUAUGAUGAGACGCUACAAGUAAUGAGGUUUGCAGAAGUAGCGUCAGAAGUAGAAGUUGCUAAGUCGCAAGUGACAGACAUAGCUGCUACUAUAGGCUUGAUGUCUGGUCGGCGUAAAGCAAACCGAUUAUUCAAUGCAGCUCGAGAUAAAAUUAUGAAACCAGAAGCUAAAGAUUUAGAACUAGAUUUAGGACUAGUGUACAGCCUAGGACCAGACUUUCCAAGCAUUAAAAUGAAUAGUCCACAAGAAUCUCAUAUCAUAAAGGAACUAAUUGCACAUUUGGAAAUGCGUAUAAGCCGCAUACAGACUCUAAAACAAAGCAAGGAUAUAAAAGAUGAAAGAUUACGGUCUGCGCUGUUAGAAUUAGUUAAUGAGUCAAUUGAAGUGAGGAUCCAAAACACGUCUCUACGCAAUCAGCUAUCCACUGCUGAACGACGAGUGAAAGCAUUAGAAGACCGCCUUACUGCUACAGAGAAUGCAGCAUUAAACCAUCAAAAGAAACUAGCCGAAAUGACAGAAUACACAUCUGGCCUGAAACGUGACUUACAAGAAAAGGAGCUCCUCCUCAGCCAAAAUAAGCUUGAUAAAGAGAAACAGAAGAAGGUUCUCGAAAGAAAAUACCAGCACAAGAUCGCUGCCGAACACGAAAAGGCAAAAGAAAUAAACACAGAAAAGGAACGUCUCCGCAAUGCAAUUGAAGAAAAAGAGAAUAGAUUGCGUAUUAUUGCAUGCGCUUUAAACGACCGUGGGGACGAUGCAGCGCCUAGAUCUACUUUAGAAAUGGGAGCGCAAACUAGCGGCAGAGAUUUCACACCAGGCUCCACACCGCGAGCGCUACCAGCCCAUUUACUAACACCAUUCAGCUCUGGUCAUACAAAAGAAACACGUGACACACCAACAUCAAGACGAGGUGUCGCCAUAGCGAAUCCUAGACACAGAAGAUCGCUAUCAGAAGACGGCAGAGGCUGGGUGGAACACGCGCCAAACAAACUCGUCCCCAUGGGAACGGUUAUGAAACCUAGCAUUGGCAAUAGUAAACUAGUAAACAAACUAACACACGUGAAAGACAUAGCGAACUCAAAAACGUCGAAAUACUGCCUAAUAUCGCAAGAACAAGAUACAGAUGGCGAAUUAGAAACGAAAUUAUACAAGGGAGAUAUAGUGCCAACAUGCGGUGGGGGUGCUCAAGUUAUAUUCAACGAUGUAGAGAUGCUGAAGCAGUUCUCUCCGACCAAAGAAAGAGAGCGGGAGUCGUUAACAAACAGGACGUCUGGGUGUGCAAGACAUUCCGGUAAGCGGCGCGAUACAGGUUGCUCGCCUCCGCAGACGCCGUCGAACACGAGUAAAAAGCAAAGGGUGGAUGACGAUUGAGUAUUCUACUGUUAACAAUGCGGGUAGUUGCGAAACCAACGAUGGAAUAUCUCGGCGCGAUUGAAGCGAUGCCUCCCAGUGUUACGGUGUCGGCCCUCGCGGACAGACGUGCUGCUGAAGCUAACGCUAUUAGUAAUAAUCCUUUAUUAACGAAUUCACUCUUCCAAAUUGUUUUAGAAGAAUCAGACAGUAAAAGAAGAGUACAGCGAUACAGGGACAUAGAAUAAAAUAUAGGUAGACCCGGCAUUGGUUAUGAUUAUG
Molecule: messenger RNA, 2932 nt
Organism: Colias croceus (clouded yellow)
Lineage: Eukaryota; Metazoa; Arthropoda; Insecta; Lepidoptera; Pieridae
Gene: pav
Product: kinesin-like protein KIF23
Exons: 3
Coding region: 56-2671 (871 amino acids)
Biological process (GO): microtubule-based movement
Cellular component (GO): kinesin complex; microtubule; nucleus
Molecular function (GO): ATP binding; microtubule binding; microtubule motor activity
Source: RefSeq, a predicted model, not a curated record